AGUGAAUCAUUUCAUAAAUGUGCCCUCAUGGAUCGAAUCUUGUCAGGUUCGGUAGCUCAAGCGAAACAAGCAUUACAAGCUGGAACUUUGAGUUACGUGGAUCUUGUAAAAGCCUGUUUGAACCGCAUGAAGCAGAUUGAAUCUCUCAACGCAUAUGUAACGGCAUUUGAAGAAACGUCCGUCUCAGCAGCAGCAUUGAAUGAUGUGAAAGGAAAACAGCAGUCCCUGCUCUGUGGGAUUCCAUUUGCCGUCAAAGAUAACUUUUGCAUGCAGGGGGUGAGAACAACAUGUGCUUCAAAAAUGCUUUAUGAUUAUCAUCCUCCGUACACUGCCACCGUCGUGAAUCGACUUCUUCGAGCCGGGAUGAUUGCAGUUGGGAAAACCAAUAUGGAAGAAUUCGCUAUGGGUGCUGGUGGCGUCAUGUCAUUUAAUGGUGCCAUCAAGAACGUUUGGAAAUCUGGAAUACCGCAGCACCUUGUCUCGUGUAAUGACGAAUCGAUAUCAAAUGUAAAGGAUCCGAGCGAGUGUGAAACCGAUUGGUACGUCGCAGGUGGAAGCAGUGGCGGAAGUGCAGUUGCCGUUGCAUCAGGUUCAUGUUUUGCAGCCCUCGGUUCCGAUACCGGUGGUUCAGUUCGUGCUCCGGCGUCACUGAAUGGAAUCAUUGGAAUGAAACCCUCUUAUGGACUCCUGUCUCGACAUGGAUUGAUCUCACUCGUGAAUUCAUUGGAUACUGUGGGUGUGAUGGCGCGGAAAGCCGAAGACGUCGCCAUUGUCUUAUUGGCCAUGAUCGGUCGUGAUAAGCUGGACUCUACCUCAGUUGAUGCUCCUCAAGAACUUGUGGAUGACUUGAAAGGGUUGCACGAUUGCUCCAACUGGGAAACUAAGAAGACAAAUUUAAGAAUCGGAUUGCCCAAAGAAUAUUUUUCCAAGGAAAUGCACCCCGAGGUGGUUGACGCGUGGGACUCUGUCGCUGGCAUUCUCAGCGACACAGGAAUGAGUGUCGAAGUGGUAUCGCAGCCGCAUGCGGAUUUGGCGUGCCCUUGUUACGCGGUAUUGAAUACUGCGGAAGUGGCGAGUAACUUCGCGAGGUAUGAUGGUCUUGAAUACGGUCUGCGUAUUCCAGGAGAAACCGUAUCCACCAAUCAUCUGUACGCAAGCAAUCGAGCCGCGGGUUUCGGAAACAUAGUCAAAGGUCGAAUCUUGACGGGGAAUUAUUUUUUACUGAAAGAGAACUACGAGGAGUACUUUGAAAAAGCGUUGAAAAUUCGGAGACUGAUUUCCGAAGAUUUUAAAACGGCAUUUUCGGAGAAGAAGUUUGACUUCCUUUUGACGCCUGUUCACAACUCUCCAGCACUGAAGUAUUCGCAGUUCAUGCAGCUGCAGGAAAACUACGAAGAAUUCACGCUGCAUGAUCAUUGCACAAUGCCUGCGAACAUGGCCGGUGUUCCAGCUGUUGUUUUCCCCGUCAGGCUUAGUGCAGGAGGAAUGCCUAUCUCUUUACAGCUUAUCGGGCCCAUGUUUUCCGAGGGAAAACUUUUGGGAUUGGUAAAAUGGAUUGAGAAGCGUCUGAACUUUCCACGUCUAGAACUGAUGAGUUCAUGAUGAAGCGAGCUGCUCGCAGUUCAUAGUUUUUGCCUUGUAUGGGUGCUCGAAUGUUGAUAUUUUCUAUCGUUUGAAA
This is a messenger RNA of Notodromas monacha, 1678 nucleotides long. The record is from the annotation of a GenBank genome assembly. Lineage: Eukaryota; Metazoa; Arthropoda; Ostracoda; Podocopida; Cyprididae.